Molecule: messenger RNA, 1192 nt
Organism: Saccostrea cuccullata (small rock oyster)
Lineage: Eukaryota; Metazoa; Mollusca; Bivalvia; Ostreida; Ostreidae
Product: caveolin-3-like
Exons: 2
Coding region: 426-1061 (211 amino acids)
Biological process (GO): caveola assembly
Cellular component (GO): plasma membrane; caveola
Molecular function (GO): molecular adaptor activity
Source: RefSeq, a predicted model, not a curated record
UUGCUCAAAUUGGGGUAAUUAGAGAUUACUGCCUAUCUCCCGGCAUGAUAAGUUUGUUGUUGAAGAUAAAAUAAAGAAGAAAGUCAGCGUUUGACCUUCGCUGACCCCUGCACGCUUUGAUGUAUCGCUCUGCCGACAGGUGGCGGUUUGGAACGUGCAGGUUGGCGUAAUGAGGAGCGACAUGAUCCGCCUAUCAUUGCAAGCAUCAGAUAAAAUACACGGGCAGUAUUGUAUUCUACUACGGACAGGAGGUGAUGUUUAUUUCAUUUCAUGAGAACACGAGCAGUUUUGAAGGAAAACCACAAAAAACUAACCGUGUUUUUUUCCGCUGAGAAAGCAAAUCGGCUUUGAGCUCCGUUUUUUUUCUUUCAUUGAAUUUGGGAGGAAAUUAAGUGGGUUUUACAUAAAGUUUACAAACAUUCAAUAUGACGGAUCGCCGAUCUCAGUAUGAAGGUGUUGAUGAUUCUGAGGUGAUAAAUUUUACUAUACCUAUAGAAGAAUCAGGGGAGAAAAUGCCUCUCACUCCACCAAAAUCCCCGGCCACCCGACGGGCACCCCCACCGCCGAUUAUGCCUGAGAAAAGUUCAGUGUCGGAACCUUCAAAAGCUACAGUAAGACCUGGAUCCGCACCCAUAAAACCAGUGAUGCAGGCCGCCCCUCAAAGUGCCAAAAUAGAUGCAGAGGACCGAGAUCCUACACGCAUGAAUGACAUCGUAAAGGUAGAAUUUGAAGAUAUUUUCGCUGAACCAGUUGGUUCAUACAGUUUUGACGCCAUCUGGAGACUAAGCUUCCGGGUUUUUACGACAACCAAAUUCUGGUGUUACCGAAUAUUGUCGGUUGUCUGCGCCCUUCCUCUGUCAGUCUGUUGGGGGAUAUCCUUCGCUUGUCUGACCUUUGAACACGUCUGGUGCUCCGUACCAAGCAUGAAAAUGUUCAAAAUAAUGAUCCAGCCAUUCGUGUUCAUGUGGGGCACACUCCUCCGCCUUCUGUUCGAACCAUUCUGCUCGUCACUGAGUUUGAUAUUUAGUAACAUUCGCGUGGCUCUGAAAAAAGAGACUUGAGAAAAGACAAGACAAAGAAAACUUUUUACAAAUUAUUGUUGCAUAAGGUUGCACUUAUUUUUAUUCAGGGAUCUGAUUUAUUUUUGUAAAAUAUAAUGUUUUCAGAUUUGCUUGUAAAUAGUGAAAGCGUU